AUGCAACGGCAGUCUGGCAGACUUGGUGCACUGCUCACAUGCAACCGCGUCUCUCAACACAGAAAGUCUUUGCAAAAGAUUAAGCAGCUCGGAGCAACAUGCAACACCCUCGUUCGGGCAGUGCUUCUGCAAGACGCUCUUGAUGAAAACCAACUUCACGAUUUCAGACGGUUCUUCCAACUUGGUCUUGUCUUCACAGAGGUGAAUGAGUUCAAUGACACCUACCGCAUCACGGUACCAUACCCAUGUUUCUUGAACCUGUUGAUGCAGUUGGAUCGGCCAGAGCGUUUCAAUCACCUGCGACACGUAAAUCCCACUGGCACAGACCGCCGCUGGAGUUCGAAGUCAUUCGAGGCACUUUGCGCAAUGCGAGUGGCCAUUGACAUGGAUGGCUUUCCCUACGACCUGCCCUGCGAUCCUAGAGCAGCAGCGAUAGAAUUCAGAAGAGACAGGAAAUCUCGUGUGUGUCUUGCAGAGAGCGAUACGGAGCCGGGUGUGGACAGCAUCGGAUUUGACGGCAACACCAUGACCUUGGUUCAGAGCAAAUACCCAGAGGCUGAUACAACCCAAGAGUGGAAGGAAAUUAGGGAGUUUAUGAACUUCGCAAAAACGACUGGUGUUGAUUGGGCUAAAUCAGCAAAUUGCACAAUAAUUUGUGCAAUAUUUGCCACUGCGAGGGCAUCAAGAAACUAUGAAUCGGAGUGGCCAAUGGAGCUCAAUGUCCAGGAAGUGGUCAUCACUUACGUAAUUUACGCCAAGACUCAAAACAGCAGAACUUGCGCAGUCCGGACAAAGCAGAUCGAUGAAUGGAUCCCUCCAGGACUCAUGUGCAUGUAA
Molecule: messenger RNA, 837 nt
Organism: Effrenium voratum
Lineage: Eukaryota; Dinophyceae; Suessiales; Symbiodiniaceae
Source: the annotation of a GenBank genome assembly